Messenger RNA from Neopsephotus bourkii (Bourke's parrot), 2650 nucleotides. It is a transcript of the gene GYPC, whose product is annotated as glycophorin C (Gerbich blood group). The transcript is spliced from 3 exons. The record is from RefSeq and is a predicted model, not a curated record. Bases 635 to 889 code for a protein of 84 amino acids. Lineage: Eukaryota; Metazoa; Chordata; Aves; Psittaciformes; Psittacidae. Gene Ontology annotation, cellular component: membrane; cortical cytoskeleton.
UCUUUCCCUACAUUUUUGGCUUUUAGAAACAUACUUUCCAACAACAGGCAAUUUGAUUUGUAUGUUCUACUCUUGAUUUAGCUAGCUCAUUCUGAUGGCCAGAGAUUUUACGAAAAACAAGUUUUCCCACAAUCUCCCAAUUUCUGCGUGUCACGGUAACCAAUGGCACUAAAUAACAACACUGUCUAAACACUUUCGGGACCAGAUUGUAGCUAUGGACAAGGGCCAGUACAACAGUGAAAGGAAGUUUUGCAAGGGCAGUUUAGCAGCAGAUAGUAUAAAAGGUAUCCUUGAAACAAAGUAAAAUAACUAUAACAGGUACAACAGCAGUUACUGAAACAGACCUGUGCUCUGCAUGCAAAAAAACCCCAACAAAAUAAAGAAGGUACAGCCAUUGCUCAGCUAAAAAUUCCUCCAGUAUGUGAAUAUCUUUUCUGCCUCAGAAAGUGAAGAUUCAGUCCUAUAGCAGUAAUGAAGUAUAUUCUCACACAGAGAUGAAUUUUAAAGAAACCAUGCUGAGAUUCCUGGCCAAGCAUGGAUUCCAGUCUGGAUAAGGAGAUGUUGUCUCCCUCCUGAUCUGCAUGAUGGCUUCAUUUCAUGAACACAUGCCUUGAAUUUUCCUCAGUCAUGUUGCAUGAAGGAUGGAGACUUUGAGAGCCCUGCAGCUGGAGCAGAUGUGGCUGUUAUUGGAGGUGUGAUUGCUGCGGUAGUAUUUGUCCUCAUCUGCCUGCUGGUAGUGAUGGUCCGGUACAUGUAUAGACAUAAGGGCACCUACCACACCAAUGAGGCAAAAGGAACUGAGUUUGCUGAAAGUGCAGAUGCUGCUUUAAAAAAUGACCCCACUCUUCAGGAAGCAGUGGAUGAAAGCAAAAAGGAAUACUUCAUCUGAGAGGCAAGGAUUUCCAUGAAGACUUCCACAAGUGAAUCAGUCAGAAAUGCUAAAUCAACAGAAGUGCUAAGAAAUGGAUAAUAUGAGGAUACAGGCAAGCAUCCUAGUUGAAAAGUAUCUCUACUUUUUGUUGUCACUGGGUUGUUUCUUUUCCUCUACCAGUGAAGAACUAAAAGCCAGAUACUUGCCUGUUGAUUUUAUUAGCAGCACAGCUUGUCACAGUUGAAAUCAAUAUCAAAUAGAAGAAACAAUAUCUCAGUAUGAAUGAUACACCAAAACCAGAUAAAGAUAGCAAAUGUCAAGCCUUGCAAGUUAAUGAUGCAUCCUAUGCUGAUAUGAUACUACCUGAAAUUGAAUUUCAAAUGGUCACAGAACAAACAUUAAACUAGAUAAAGCUGAUGUAGCUGGAACAAAAACAGCUUUGUAGACUAAAUAUCUUACUCUUCCCCUUAAAUGUUCAAUUUUAUUGGCACAGGGGAAUCUGUUUUGUUUGUCUGAGGAUUUAGAUUGGUUUUUUGUUGGUUUUUUUAAUUUUACAUGUGUAAAAAUCAAAGACACUUCAAGGAAAUAAAACUGUUGGAAAACGGGAAAGGUAAUAAUGAAGGAUUUAUUUCUUGCAGCUUGAGAACUGCAAAAGGUUGGAAUUUGCAAUGUAGUAUGUAAUAUUCAGUAGACUUACAAAUAUGAUUCCAAUUAGUUGGUAAGGUCCCUGCAUGUGUGCAUAAAUAGGUAGAUAUUAAAAUGUAAAACAGCCUGGUUUGAGCAGGCCGUUUGAGAUGAUGAAGCUCAGCUAGAUAUUUUCAUGUAAGAUAUUUUUGCCUGAGUAUUUAUUUAUUUAUUUUGCAUUGGAAAAUUCUCUUGAAUGCCCACCAGCAGGAUUUUGGAUUUUUGCAGAGAGAGGAAUUCAGUUCUGGUGCAGAUACUGAUGCAUCUGUCACAAAUGCAACCAUAACUACAAAGAAGCUUGUUCAUCUGCACCCCACUGGCUGGUAUUGAUGUCUCCCUCUGUAUGGCUUCUGUAUAUGCUUUACAUUCUGCUAGAUAAGUCAAUUACACUGAUCAUCGAUGCUUUAUUAUAAAUAAAUAAUUAGUCUAUCACAUGAAAAGAUUAUAUUCCUCAUCUAAGAGUCAACAGUGAUGAGUUCCUUUACCCCAUUAAGUUGGCUUCCUAAUUGAAGACCACAGUUAGCUCCAGAAGUAGGAUAAUUGUUCUCUGCACCUGCUCAUCCCCAGCUGUGAUGGUUCCCUGAACUGCUGAAAAUAGAGGCAGAGAAAUACAAGAUAUUAGAUAAGACAUUGAUGAGCUCUGCUCAACUCAGUAUGCUUUUUCCCAUAUUUUGCUUUCUAUAUGGGUAUAUAUAAAGUCAUCUACAGCUGUGCUUGAGACAUUGUUGCUGAUCACUUGUACUCGAUUCUCUUCACCAAAGCUGGGAAAGCUUCUGGACUCCAAUAUUUACUAUGGACACUGGCCACACGAACGCUGUAAGAAAAGAAAGAUAUGAACAAGAAAAGACUCUUGAGAACCCAAGUGACGAAAUGGGAUAUUUUUGUCUUUCAAUAGCAAUUUCAGUCUUUUCUCAGUACCCAAAGGAUAUGUAAUCUGAAUUAUUCUUAGAAUCUUAAAUCCCUGCAUUUGCAUUUUUACCAAAGAAUACCAAUAUUGUGCCAAAUCUACUAAAUGCUUUUGUACAAAUCUACUGAAUGCAUUGUACAACCACAUUAUAUUCUGUGACUCUUGCAGUAUAAAAUGCACAAAACCCA